AUGAAGCCCCGAUGCACGCGAUACGUUCAUGGUCUUAACCAGCAGCUCCCCACGAGAGGAUAAGCGGAUAACCCCAUCGCUUCCACCGGUCUAGCUCUACCAGCUCUCCUCGUCCAGCCAGAAACCAAGGCAGCCAUGGCGUCGCUAGCCCUGAGGCCCAUCAUGCCAGCCACCGCCACCGCCACGGCGGCAUCCACGACAACAACUCUCAACCCCGCCCGCCGCGGCAGCUCCACCCUCCUCCUCCUCCGUCGCCGGCAGCCAGUCACGUGCAUGGCGGAGAGCAGCGGCGGCGGCAACAGCACCGUGGAGCUGGCCGCGGGGGCGGCCGGGCUCGCGUCGUGCGCCACCGUGGCGUGGUCCCUCUACACGCUCAAGGCGACGGGCUGCGGCCUGCCGCCGGGCCCCGGCGGCUCGCUCGGCGCGGCGGAGGGCGUCAGCUACCUCGUGGUGGCGGGCAUCGUCGGCUGGUCGCUCACCACCAAGGUGCGCACCGGGUCGGGCCUCCCGGCAGGGCCCUACGGCCUCCUCGGCGCCGCCGAGGGCGUCGCGUACCUCACCGUCGUCGCCAUCGCCGCCGUGUUCGGGCUGCAGUUCUUCCAGCAGGGGUCGAUCCCGGGCCCGUUGCCGUCGGAGCAGUGCUUUGGCUAAGAAUGCAUGGCUGAUGCUGUGAAUCGUGUGAGACUCGAUCGAGUGCGUGUUCCUGGUUCAGUUUGUACUCUCGAAUCGGUUUGGCCAAGCAUUCUAAGCGUGUUCUUGAUCGUAUAA
This is a messenger RNA of Hordeum vulgare subsp. vulgare (domesticated barley), 768 nucleotides long. RefSeq lists its product as uncharacterized. The record is from RefSeq and is a predicted model, not a curated record. Bases 136 to 651 code for a protein of 171 amino acids. The transcript has a single exon. NCBI's taxonomy places the organism in Eukaryota, Viridiplantae, Streptophyta, Magnoliopsida, Poales, Poaceae.